AGAAAAUGGGUAAGAAGAGUCGAGUAAAAACGCAGAAAUCUGGCACUGGUGCUACAGCAGCUGUCUCGCCGAAGGAAAUCUUGAACCUCACUAGUGAGCUGUUGCAGAAAUGCAGCAGUCCUGCACCUGGCCCAGGAAAAGAAUGGGAAGAGUAUGUGCAGAUCCGGGCUCUUGUGGAAAAAAUACGAAAAAAGCAAAAAGGUCUGUCUGUUACUUUUGAUGGAAAAAGAGAAGAUUACUUUCCUGAUCUAAUGAAAUGGGCCUCUGAAAAUGGGGCUUCUGUCGAGGGCUUUGAAAUGACUAACUUCAAAGAAGAAGGCUUUGGUUUGAGAGCAACAAGAGAUAUCAAGGCAGAAGAAUUAUUUUUAUGGGUUCCACGAAAAUUACUAAUGACUGUUGAGUCUGCUAAAAAUUCAGUGUUGGGGCCCUUAUAUUCUCAAGACCGAAUUCUUCAAGCCAUGGGAAAUAUCGCACUGGCCUUUCAUUUGCUGUGUGAACGAGCCAGCCCUAACUCUUUCUGGCAGCCCUACAUUCAGACCCUCCCCAGUGAAUAUGACACUCCUCUCUACUUUGAAGAAGAUGAGGUUCGGUAUCUUCAGUCAACACAAGCUAUACAUGAUGUCUUCAGCCAGUAUAAAAACACAGCUCGACAGUACGCCUAUUUCUAUAAAGUUAUCCAGACCCAUCCUCAUGCCAACAAACUGCCCUUGAAGGAUUCUUUCACUUAUGAGGACUACAGGUGGGCAGUCUCUUCUGUUAUGACACGACAAAACCAAAUUCCCACAGAGGAUGGUUCCCGAGUGACCCUGGCUCUGAUUCCUUUAUGGGACAUGUGUAAUCACACCAAUGGCCUGAUCACUACUGGUUACAACCUGGAGGAUGACCGCUGUGAGUGUGUGGCUCUGCAGGACUUCCGGGUUGGAGAACAGAUUUACAUUUUUUAUGGCACUCGGUCAAAUGCUGAGUUUGUGAUCCACAGUGGUUUUUUCUUUGACAAUAAUUCACACGACAGAGUGAAAAUAAAGCUUGGAGUGAGUAAAAGUGACAGGCUCUACGCCAUGAAGGCCGAGGUCCUGGCUCGCGCCGGCAUUCCAACUUCCAGUGUGUUUGCGCUGCAUUUUACGGAGCCACCCAUCUCUGCCCAGCUUCUGGCUUUUCUCCGAGUAUUCUGCAUGACUGAAGAAGAACUGAAAGAACAUUUGCUGGGAGACAAUGCUAUCGAUAGAAUCUUCACCCUGGGUAACUCUGAAUUUCCUGUUAGCUGGGAAAAUGAGGUCAAACUUUGGACAUUUCUUGAAGAUAGAGCCUCACUUCUUCUAAAAACAUAUAAAACGACUAUUGAGGAAGAUAAAUCUGUCUUGAAAAACCAUGACCUUUCCAUUCGAGCAAGGAUGGCCAUCAAACUGCGCUUAGGUGAAAAAGAAAUUUUGGAAAAAGCAGUGAAGAGUGCAGCUGUCAACCGAGAAUACUACGGCAAGCAAAUGCAGGAAGAGGCUCCACUUCCCAGAUACGAAGAGAGCAACAUGGGGCUGCUGGAGAGCAGUGCAGGGGGUUCCAGGCUCCCCCUGGUCCUGAGAAGCCUCGAGGAGGAAGCUGGAGCGCAGGAGGCCUUCAGCAGCAAAGCCAAGGCCACAGAAAAUGGGCUUGUAAAUGGUGAAAACUCUAUCCCCAAUGGGACCAGGUCCGAAAACGAAAAUAUAAAACAAGAAGAAAGUCAAAGAGCGCUUGAAGAUGCCAAAGGAUCUUCUUCAGACAGCACUGAUGAAGUUAAAGAGUAGCUCUGAAAUGAAGCUUGGUCUGUUGGGAAAUUCGGUUUAGCAAAAGUUUAUGAACAGUCCAUUUACAUCGCUGUGUUUCCUUGUUAACAUUUUUCUUUCUGCAGAGAGGAAAAUAAUGUUUUUGCUGCUUUAUAUAAAAAUGAUUUUUUUAAGUUAUUUUAAAAAUCUAGCUUUCCUUUUUGAUUAAGAUUGCCAUCUUGCUUCUAGGCAAAGCAAACAGUUAACAACCAGCCACAACACGAAGGGAAGAAAUGCCUUUGGAAGAUUUCGCAUACCCGUUGUGGGCAAAUGUAGUUUCUUCCUGGGGAAGAAUUCAGUUCCUCCAUCAGCUGUGCUUUUGUGGGCCUGUCAUCUUGACGACCAGAUUUCAAGCCUGCUCUGUCUCCUGCCAGCCAGAGCUGAUGGUGGGACUGGGGCUGUCCAGCUAAAGGUGGGGAGUGGCACAGCAGGGAGCAGGAUUGAGGCUGGGAAACUUUAGAGUCUGGGCAAAAUCUUUUGUUUUUCUCUUUAAAAAAAAUAACACCGUAGUACCAAAAGAAAAGGUAAGGUGGCAACCUUAUUUUUAAUAGUUUUAAAUGUUGAUGAUAAUCCUAAUUAUCUAAAUAUAUAUAUACACAUUAUAUCUAGUGAUUUCUAAAGAUUUGUUUACUUUUUGUGUUUUGUUUUACUGUAUUAAAAACUUGUCCUUUUUCCUUGAAUCAAAGCAGGACAUGCAUCAUCCUCCUAAUUUUAAAUGUUGGCUCUGAUUUUAAAGUGGUGCAUUUGAUUUCCAGCACUGGUAAUGGAGAGUUUGCAAACACAGCGGCCCACAGCUUUACGUGGUGGUGUUCAAUGUGAGGCGGCUCCCUGGCUUUUCUGGUUUUCACAACAAGCAAGAGCUACACUUUUGAGUAAAAACUCUUAUUAAAAGGAAAACGUGAUUAAUA
Messenger RNA from Galeopterus variegatus (Sunda flying lemur), 2704 nucleotides. It is a transcript of the gene SETD3, whose product is annotated as SET domain containing 3. The coding region runs from base 6 to 1778 and encodes 590 amino acids. Gene Ontology annotation, molecular function: protein-L-histidine N-tele-methyltransferase activity; protein binding; transcription coactivator activity. The transcript has 12 exons. The record is from RefSeq and is a predicted model, not a curated record. Lineage: Eukaryota; Metazoa; Chordata; Mammalia; Dermoptera; Cynocephalidae. Gene Ontology annotation, biological process: actin modification; positive regulation of transcription by RNA polymerase II; peptidyl-lysine trimethylation.